Formica exsecta is the source of this 1540-nucleotide messenger RNA. Its product is annotated as DNA repair protein XRCC4-like. The transcript is spliced from 2 exons. The record is from RefSeq and is a predicted model, not a curated record. The coding region runs from base 194 to 1084 and encodes 296 amino acids. Gene Ontology annotation, cellular component: nucleus; DNA-dependent protein kinase-DNA ligase 4 complex; DNA ligase IV complex. Gene Ontology annotation, molecular function: DNA binding. Lineage: Eukaryota; Metazoa; Arthropoda; Insecta; Hymenoptera; Formicidae. Gene Ontology annotation, biological process: double-strand break repair via nonhomologous end joining; positive regulation of ligase activity; response to X-ray.
ACUUGAUGACAUGUGACGCAUUGUAACAUGCUCCAACAUGUUGAUAAUAUAUAAAGUGCUUUUAUAGCACUUAUAAAAUGCUCAUGUGCAUUAUUUCGCUUCACUAAAAAUUUAUCAAAUUAUACAUCAAAUGUUUUUCGCAAUUCCUUUGUUUUUUAUUUACAUACCUUUUUUAAGUUAUUGAAAUGAAAUCAUGAUUAAUGUGAGCGUGAGUCAGCUUGUGAAUCAGGUGGACAAAAGUAAUUUUACAUUAUACGCAGAAUGGGAAGAUACACAUUUUAAAAUAAUAUUAUUAAGACCAUGCACAGUACCACUGAGAGGAGAGAUGGACAUAGAAAAGGCCAAUUACUUUCUAGGUCAUUUAGAUGAGGCUUUUGAAAUAUAUCUGGAAAAAACCAAACUUGCAUUUUCUGGUAAGAAUACUGACAUACAGUUCUUUCUGCAUGAUGAUACAUUUAUAUGGAAACAGCAAAAUAUUCUUACUCGUGGAGAAAUUGCAAUAUAUCCUCUUUCAAAUAUAUUAACUAUUUCUGAUAUUUUGAAACAAUUGUUGGAGCUUUAUCAAAAAUGUCAAGAAGAAAUACUAACAUUGGAAAGAGGGAACAAAUGCCUGAAUGAAAGCAAUAUAAAGCUAACCAAAGAUAUAGAAGAAAUGAUAAAUGUAAAAGAUAAAAUGGAGAAGGAUCUUUACACGAGAUUUCUUUUACUUCUGAAUGCAAAGAAAAAAAGGAUUAGAGAGCUUCAGAAGGCUUUAGAUAACAACAAACAAACAAAGUCGAUAUAUGAUGAAACUACUGACGAUGAAAGUGAGAAAUCAGAUGUAGAAAGCAAGAAAGUACAUAAUACUGCAUCAUCUAAUUCAAGAAAACGCAAAGUGGAUCACAAAAGUGAACAGAAAACUAUAUCAAAGAAUAGUAAGAUGAAUUUUAGAAUACGUACAAGUUCCUCAUCGAGUGAAUUUACAAGUCCUGAGCCUUCUACUAGUAGAAAUAAGUUAACAUCACAAAAUAUAGACGUGCCUCAUACAAUAAAACAGGUCCUUAAUAUUUCAGAAGAAGAAUCUGAAGAGGAUCUAUUUACUUAAUUUAAAAAAUCAUACAUUACAUUUGCAUGCUCUUUUUUUACAACUGAUCCUCCGUAGGCACAUUUGUUUUUCUCACCUUCCGUAGGCACACUGGAGAUUUGAGGAUCAAUCCAGGUUUUCUUACUAUUCUAGGCUUUCAAAAAAUCUGGUAAAAAUCAGUUUUUCAUUUCAAAGUGUCUACUACAUUAUCCAAUAGUUUUUUUAAUCAAAUGUUCAAAACCUUUUUAAAUAAAAAUUUAAAUUUGAGCAAAAACGAGAGAAAAAUGGAAAUUUUUUUAAAUUUCGGCUGUGCCUCGAGUGUGCCUACGGAGAGAUAUAUUAUACCAAAUUCAAUUGUAUUAUUAAUUAUAUAUUCUAAUUGAAUAUAUGUGAUUUUUGUAAAUAUUUCAACUAUUACUUCUUAAUGUAAUAAAUUUAUAUUUAUAUAUUGUGUGAUGAUGACAAACAUUUUAUAAA